AUGGCUUCAAAAGUCGUCGACGUCCACACCCACGUCUACCCACCCCAAUACGUCUCAAUCCUCAAAUCUCGCUCAAAGGUCCCGUAUGUCCGCGACACCACCCCGGGCCAACCCUCCCGUCUCAUCAUCCUUCCGGGUGAAGAUGACCCUUCAAGCGAAAGCACCGCCAAGGGCCGUCCAAUCGGCCCGGAAUACUACGAUAUCAACAAAAAGAUCGAAUUCAUGGAUACCCACGGAAUCGAUAUCUCUGUGAUUUCGUUGGCGAAUCCGUGGUUGGACUUUUUGGACCGUGAUGAAGCAAAGGGGCUUGCGAGGGAUGUGAACGAUGCUAUCGAUUCCAUGUGUGAUGCGCAUCCAGGACGGUUAUUCGCCUUUGGAGCUCUUCCGUUGUCUGCACCCUCGGAAGUCAUUGUCGAAGAAAUCCAUAGGCUUCCGACUUUAAAAUACACUAGAGGUAUAAUCAUGGGAACCAGUGGCCUAGGGAAUGGUCUCGACGAUCCAGAGUUGGAUCCAGUAUACCAGGCACUCGAACAGGAGAAUAUGACGAUAUUCCUUCAUCCACAUUAUGGUCUUCCGAAAGAAGUAUUCGGUCCCAGAGCAGCCGAUUAUGGUCACGUACUACCUCUAGCACUCGGCUUCCCAUUGGAAACAACGAUUGCGGUGACAAGAAUGAUCCUUAGCGGUGUAUUCGAUCGAUUUCCAAAGCUAAGUGUGCUCCUCGCACACAGCGGUGGCACACUACCAUUCCUUGCUGGAAGAUUAGAAAGUUGUAUCCUCCAUGAUGCGCACUAUAGCGGGCCGGAGGCGAAGGUAGAAUCCAGAAGAAGCGUAUGGGAUAUCCUCAAGACGAAUAUUUUGUUGGAUGCUGUCGUAUAUUCGGAACUAGGCGUCAGGGCUGCGGCGAUAGCUAGCGGCGCAGAUAGAGUACUAUUCGGAACCGAUCACCCAUUCUUCCCGCCACUAGAAGCCGCCGAAGGCGAAGAAGAACAGAAAUGGUUGAGCGUUACCACGAACUACAAGGCUAUUAGAGAAGCUUUUGGUCCCGAGAAGGAACAGGCAGAAGCAGUUCUUGGUGGCAAUGCAAUUCGACUCCUUAGAUUGACCACGGACUAA
This is a messenger RNA of Orbilia oligospora ATCC 24927, 1113 nucleotides long. RefSeq lists its product as uncharacterized. Gene Ontology annotation, biological process: secondary metabolic process. The transcript has 2 exons. Lineage: Eukaryota; Fungi; Ascomycota; Orbiliomycetes; Orbiliales; Orbiliaceae. Bases 1 to 1113 code for a protein of 370 amino acids. The record is from RefSeq and is a predicted model, not a curated record. Gene Ontology annotation, cellular component: cytoplasm; cytosol. Gene Ontology annotation, molecular function: carboxy-lyase activity; hydrolase activity.